AAAAAUUCGAUGGGUCACAGAAACGCCCUGCGAUUGGCUGCGACUCUGGUGACGUCACAUGCAAGUAAACAAACAUCGCGUUGAACCUCCAUCUACUUGGGUGGAAUGUUAUUGGAAAAAGCCACCAUUGUCAAGAGUAGGGACUACUCUGAAAUACAUCUCGAUGCAGCAGAUAUCGAAAAAGGAAGUACCGCACAGACCAAGUACAUCAGCACUUCACACAAACUUUAUUUUGGAAGCCAAAAAAAGAAAACUUCAACACUGUGAAUUGAUAAAAUAUCAGGACGAUUUUAAACACUCAAAUGUUAUGCGGUAUUCGCUGCACUGUUUCAUAAUGGACCAACCACCAAAAAUUCAAGCAGACGUAGACAAUCUUGUAGACAUAAUGAAGACAACAUUCAACAGAGCUGCUAUCAGUGCAAUUGAAGAAGCAACAAGAAUGCAGUACAAGAGCAGCUUGUGGUAUGAGAUGAGGUAUGGCCGUAUCACAGCUUCAAAGGCACAUGAAGUCCGGAAGACAGUUAGUACACCAUUGAACAAAAAAAUCAGAACAUGUGGACUUUAUGUAUGCCAAGACAAUCCCAUGCUUGCAGCAUCUCCUGAUGGUUUACUGAAAGGUGCCAUUGUUGAAAUAAAAUGCCCUACCAAAGCAAAAGCUAAGAACAAUUAUUUAAAAAAUCAUUUAUGA
Molecule: messenger RNA, 688 nt
Organism: Acanthoscelides obtectus
Lineage: Eukaryota; Metazoa; Arthropoda; Insecta; Coleoptera; Chrysomelidae
Source: the annotation of a GenBank genome assembly